This is a messenger RNA of Plectropomus leopardus (leopard coralgrouper), 909 nucleotides long. The record is from RefSeq and is a predicted model, not a curated record. Lineage: Eukaryota; Metazoa; Chordata; Actinopteri; Perciformes; Serranidae.
CGUGCGGAGCGCCAAACCCAAACUUUUUCACGCGCCGUGCACCGCCUCACCUUCACCUGCCCGCUUCCUUCUCGCGGAUUAACACCUGAGCAUCAACCCGCUGCUGCAGUUUCCCCGUUUUUCACCAGAUUACGAUGGAUUAACAUUUUCUCCGGAGCUAUGCUCGCAUUCACGGUUCAUCCUGGGUCGAGCCACCGAGUCCUCGCAGGGAACCGACCCGACUUGGACGUCCUCCAUUCCCGUUUCCGCAUUCCCGCAGCCGCCGUGCGCACUGCAGCCGCGGAGCUCAGAUCCAUGAUCUCAACAGAAAAAACCGGUUCCUCCGGCUAAUCUACCCAACUAUUGCUGGCGUUGCAUUAUGUUUGGAGCCGGGGGAAGAGAGGGAACCCGGAGGACUGAACGGCUGCUCACUGCGGGCUGCGAGAGGACGAUCUCAGCGGACUGAGAGACCCCGAUCCGCGUCUUAUUGAUCGGUGUAACGAUCAAACCUGGAAUAACCCCGCCGCCGCUCCUUCAUGUCCCGGGAUGGAGAGUUGCUGUCGCUCCUGUAUGCCGUGUUUAAGCCGGCUCUGGGACUGCAUUUGGCCGGACUUCCGCUACCCAAACGUCCCCAACAACAACCAUGUCAUCGCCAACCCUGGCGCGCAGGCGGCGGAGAUCCGCACCGUGUCCGGAGACAUCCGCGUCCCGUCGCCCAAGAAGCGGCCGGUGCAGCUUUACGCGGCGCUCUUCGACUUCGAGGCCCGCAGCGACGACGAGCUGACGGUGAAGGAGGGGGACAAGCUGUCGGUGAUCGAGAAGCGGGGCGAGUACGUGCUGGCCAAGAAGCUGACCGGGUCUCUGGAGUCCGGACUGAUCCCUGCAAACUACGUGGCUCUGCUGCAGGACGAGUUCGCCAAACAUAAGUGA